AUGGCUACGACAGUAAUACUAGGUGCAGGUAUCAUCGGUACUUCAACCGCUUACUAUUUAUCCAAGCACCAACCAGCAUCAAGCAUCCAUCUCGUCGAACCCUCGCCCGAACUGUUCGCUUCGGCCUCCGGUUACGCAGGUGGAUUUCUGGCGAAGGAUUGGUUUUCGCCUGCCUCGGCUGACCUUGGCGCAUUAAGCUUCGAGGAACAUCGCAAGCUGGCUGGGAAAGAGGGCGGCGCGCAGAAAUGGGGUUAUGCGCGGAGUACGUCUAUUAGCCUGUCGCCAGCUACCAGGUCCAAGAAGAGAAUCGACCUUUGGGUCCGCGACGGCGCUAGUCGUGCAGAAGCUGCGAGUGCGAGCCCGUCGACUGGCGUGGCGCCACCGUGGUUGAGAAAGGGGGAAGGCGAUGCUGUGGAGGUUAUAAGUGAGGAGGGUACUGUUGCGCAAGUGGAUCCGUUGCAAUUAUCUCAGUUCCUAUUGCAGAAAUGCAUCGACGCCGGCGUGCACUUACAUCACCCCGCUAAGGCGAUAUCCAUACAGACCGACGUGCGCGAUGAGCUUUCCAGUAUCUGCGUCGCGGAAACACAGUCUAGUACUGAGACGGAUAUCCCCUGCACUAAUGUCGUUAUCGCGGCCGGUGCUUGGUCGUCAGAGGUCUUUAAGACGCUAUUCCCAACUUCUAACUUCAAGCUCCCGGUUUUAAGCCUCGCAGGCCAUUCUCUAGUAGUGACUUCGCCUAAGUGGAAAAGCGAACAUGAGAACGUCGGCUGUCAUGCCUUAUUCCUAACUAGCAGCCCGGGGUACUCGCCUGAGAUCAUGUCGCGCAUCGGCGGACAUAUAUACAUCGCGGGCCUGAACUCUGCAACUGAGCCGCUGCCGGACUUAGCGACGGACUCGAAGGGUAGAAUCUCAAAAUCGAGUAUCGAUACGCUGAGGCAGACGGCGAAGGAGGUACUAGGUGAAGAUGACGUAAAAGUUGUGAGAGAGGGACUAUGUUUCCGUCCUGUGACAGAGCGCGGCACGCCGAUUUUGAGUCGCGUGCCGGAUGAAUAUCUUGGACCCUCCAUUGGCACGAGGCCGGGUCCUGAGGGAGGAGUGUAUGUUGCGGCUGGACAUGGGCCGUGGGGGAUAAGUAUGAGUUUGGGGACGGGCUUAGUUAUGGCUGAGAUGAUUCAGGGGAGGGAGUUGAGCGCCGAUGUGUCGAAGUUGGCUUUGAAGGUUUGA
Molecule: messenger RNA, 1224 nt
Organism: Daldinia childiae
Lineage: Eukaryota; Fungi; Ascomycota; Sordariomycetes; Xylariales; Hypoxylaceae
Product: putative oxidoreductase C1F5.03c
Exons: 2
Coding region: 1-1224 (407 amino acids)
Biological process (GO): retrograde transport, endosome to Golgi
Cellular component (GO): late endosome; cytoplasm
Molecular function (GO): oxidoreductase activity
Source: RefSeq, a predicted model, not a curated record